Octopus sinensis (East Asian common octopus) is the source of this 5855-nucleotide messenger RNA. RefSeq names its product basic salivary proline-rich protein 1. Gene Ontology annotation, cellular component: nucleus. Gene Ontology annotation, biological process: positive regulation of transcription by RNA polymerase II. Gene Ontology annotation, molecular function: transcription coactivator activity. The record is from RefSeq and is a predicted model, not a curated record. The transcript has 7 exons. NCBI's taxonomy places the organism in Eukaryota, Metazoa, Mollusca, Cephalopoda, Octopoda, Octopodidae. Bases 676 to 2814 code for a protein of 712 amino acids.
AUUCACUGCGGUCCUGCUUCUUCUUCCAACAUGUAUACAUAGGCAUACAUAUAUAUCGUACAUAUAGUCACACUCACAUACUAAAGUAGGCUUACGCAUACAUCUAACUUCAAAGUCACAACAGAAAGAAAACUGCACACACUCACACGUAUACAUAGAGUGACUUACGUACAUAUCACAGACACUUACGCAUUUCGCAAAAAGGAAAAACACAAAGCAUUUUAACAUUGGUCUUGCUUGUAUUCAUACUCAAGGUGUCGCAGCUAUCCCUUUCAAAUUGUUAUUCUUCUCUCUUACUCAUGCCGGUUGUUAAGUGAGUGAUUUAUGCAGUGUACAUAUUCGUAUUUAAACCUAUAAUCUCUUAAAACUUAAAAACUACCCUCGAUUUCUUUUCCCUCCCGGCCACGAUCAGCAACGGAAUAUUUAACUUUAAGAAAAGGGGAAACAAAUGCCAAGAACCCAGCAACCAAACCAUCAUCAAUUAUCACUGCCCCUAAAGAAAAACAGAGAUCAACAUAGCAAAUAUCUUCUUUUUAUUUUUGUCCUAAUCAUCCUUUAAAACCCGAAUCAUCAUCACAUAAUCAUCUCCGUGUCUCUUAUCCGUCACUCUCCUGUCUUCUCUAUAUCUCUGUUUGUAUUUGUGUGUGUGUGUGUGUGGUGGGCCACAUAGACAACAUGUCGCUGACUUUCGUACAAUCACAGCCGAAAGGAAAGGCUCAGCCACCUCCACCGCCAAAUUCAAACACAAUACAAAAGAUGCUUGAUGAAAACAUACAGUUGAUACAGGCUAUUCUUGAUUACCAAAACAAGGGUCGAGCUUCAGAAUGUGCACAAUACCAAGUGAUGCUGCACCGGAACCUUGUCUAUUUGGCAACUGUUGCUGAUUCCAAUGUAAAUGUUCAGGCAGUACUACCUGCUCCUGGUCAGGUAAAUCCCAACCAAGGUAUGCCUGGAGGGCAAAACCCUGGUGGACCUCCUCCUAAUAACUCAGCUCCCAUGAAUCAGAUGCCAAGGCCAGGAAAUAUGCCUCCAAACCAAAUGAAUGCCCCGCCACCAGGUAGUACUGGUAUGCCAAUGACAUCUGCUGGUGGCCAACCUGGUUACAAUGGACCUCAGCAGUCUAUGUCAGGCUAUUCUCGGCCACAAAUGAAUCAACAACAGCAAGCUAUGAUGACACAAGGAAAAUCACGUGCAGGUCCUCCAAUGAAUACUCCAAAUGCUAUGAACAAUCAACCUGGCUACGGUCCACCUAUGUCUCAACAGCAACAAGGGCCUCCUCCCCAAAGUCCACAGGGUUAUCCAGGUCCUCAACAACCUAUGAUGUCACAAUCUUCUUCAGCUCCUCCAGGAAUGUCUCAGGGUCAGGCUAUGCCACCACAGCAGUCAAUGAUGCAACAGAGUCAAGCUGGCAACAAUCCUAUGAUGAGUGGGCCUUCUCCAGGACCGCCACCUUCAAAUCAACCAAUGGGAUCACGAGCAAUGCCACCACCCAAUGCCUAUAGGAGAUCACCAUCUCAGGGUAGGCUCAAUAUGCAAGGCCAGCAGUAUGGUCAGCAGCAAGCUUAUGCCCAGCAGCAGUAUAAUUCACAGCCACCAUACACUCAGGGUCAAGGACAGCAGUCUUACACUCAACAACCAGGUUACAGUCAAGCUCCAGGACCUGGUGGAGGUCCAGCACCUGGACCCAACAUGUCUCCACAGUCACAGUACACAAACUAUCCUGGCGGUGGUCAAUCUCAAACACGCUAUAACCCCUAUAAUAGACCUCCUCAGGGUCCACCAGGUAUGCCACCUUCUGGACCUCUUCCACCUGGUUCCAUGCAAGGUCCACCUGGUUCUAUGCAGGGUCCACCCGGAGGCAUGCAGGGUCCACCCGGUGGCAUGCAAGGUCCACCUGGUGGUAUGCAAGGUCCACCUGGUGGCAUGCAAGGUCCACCUGGUGGCAUGCAAGGUCCACCUGGAGGUAUGCAAGGUCCACCUGGAGGUAUGCAGGGUCCACCUGGAGGUAUGCAAGGUCCACCUGGAGGUAUGCAAGGUCCUCCUGGAGGUAUGCAAGGUCCUCCUGGAGGCAUGCAAGGUCCUCCUGGAGGCAUGCAGGGCCCACCUGGCUCUAUGCAGGGCCCACCAAGUUCCAUGCAAGGCCCACCAGGAUCUAUGCAAGGUCCACCAGGAUCCAUGCAAGGCCCACCUGGUUCUAUGCAAGGUCCCCCAGGGUCCAUGCAAGGCCCACCUGGUCCCAUGCAAGGUCCACCAGGAUCCAUGCAAGGCCCACCAGGAUCUAUGUCUGGUCCUCCUGGUUCAAUGUCUGGCCCACCAGGUUCUAUGUCUGGGCCACCAGGCCCCAUGUCUGGACCACCAGGUCCUAUGUCUGGUCCACCAGGACCCAUGUCUGGUCCAGCAGGUCCAAUGUCUGGUCCACCUGUUUCCAUGUCUGGUCCACCAGUUUCUAUGUCUGGUCCUCCUGUUUCCAUGUCUGGUCCUCCUGGUUCUAUGUCUGUUACUCCAGUUUCUAUGUCUGGUCCGAUGGGGCCUAGUGGUGGUGGACAAAUGAAUCCCAACAGCAAUCAAAUGGGUGGACAAAACCAAAUGCCAGUGUCAGGAAGUAAUUCAAUGCAACAGUCAAAUAGUAUGAGCAACAGUGUUAGCGGGGCAGGUGGUGGAGGUGGUGGUGGUGGUGGUGGCAGCGGUGGUGUUGGCAGCAACAGUAAUAGCAGUGGUGGUGGAAGUAGCAACAGUGGUCAGUCACACAUGCCUAAUAGCCAGAUGUCUAGUCAAGGUCAGACAGGUUACUCUUACAACCAAAACCAGUAUUAAUAUAGCAACCUCAUUGUGUUUGAUACAAUGCCCUACUCUCCCUCCACUUGACCUUGUUCACCACAUUUAAUUUUUUUUUACCUUCCCUUCCAUGGCUCUCAUAAAGGACAAUUAAAGGCAAUGGCCAGGACAGUGGUAGUAUCACUUGGCUAAAAGCUGUCUUGGCUCUGGGGUCAAAUCCCACCAAAGUUGGCUUUGCCUUUCAUCCCUAGUGGGGUGGGAUGGGGUGUAAAAUAUGAACUACAUGUAAUUUUACUGGUGUCAGUUAAAUCUCAGCUCAACCCUAUACUUUUCCUACAAAGUACUGGAGAUGUAUCUUGAGAAAAAUUAUUAUUAUUAUUAAAGACGGUAAAGCACUGGAAGAGAUGCUUUAAAUGUUGGAUUUGGUAUCUCUCUUUUCAAAGUUCAAAUCCUGUAAGUGUUGAUGAAAUAAUUACUUACAAUAUUAGGAAUGAAUAAAAUUUGGGCUAAUGCCUAUUCAAAGAAUUACUAUUAUCAUUAUUAUGUAAUGUCAUGAGUGCCAUAGCUGCAGAAUUUGGUUCUCAAAGAACUACAUGUGCAUCCUGGUUUCAUUUCCAUCAUAAAGGAUCAAGGAAAAGGCAUUUCUCUUUCCACAUUCAUUUUCCUCUCUUUCAAUAAAUUCAAGGCUUUCAGAAAUCAUUAUUGUUAUAUCACUGCUGUUACUGAAAAUAGUAAUGUGCAGUUGCUUGAGAGAGCUGGAUAGGCUGCUUUUGGUAUCACUUCAAUGCCUUGUUCUAAGCUCAAAUCUAACUAGGAUCAGCUUUGCCUUUCAUCUCAUCAGGACCAAAUGACACAUUGUGGGUUAUUCAGUCAACUAUACCCUUCCUUCCUACAAAUUUGGCCUUGUGCCAAGAGAAAAUAAACCAUUAUUAUUUGUAGUAUUACUACGACUGUAUGAAUUAAACAUUUAAAAACUUUUACCUAGAAAGGUGGGGAAAGUGGAAAGCUGUUGAACUUGUAUGGUGGUAUGAGGAGGAGGGGCUGAACUAACACCCUAGUUGGGAUCUGGACUGAAGCACUAUGCUCAGAUGGCUUGCUAAUUGUGCUACAUUCUCAGAUUUGACCCAUUCAGGUAUUUUUAUAUAUUUCUCUUUCUAUGAUCAUUUGUGAUGAUGUUGCUAGGAAAUACAAAACAAAACAAAGUGACUCUGAAAUCUAAUGCAAAGGUUUUGAAGUACUUGUGAUCACCAGCAUUAUGGGUAUGUGUGUAUAUACGCAUUUCAGUUGUGCGUAACACUGUCAGUGCAAACUGUACAGGUUUUCUCCCCAUUCCCUUUUUUUUGUGUAAUUCCAUUUUACCCUAACCAAGUCACGUCCACAUGCAAAACAUAAACACAAAAGAAACAUUACAAAAAACUUCUCAUAAUCACCAAUUAACAUCACAGUUGCCUUGUAUAAUUAUCUUUAAUAUCAGCUCAAAACUUUUUUAUGGUCAUACAUAAAGUGCUUUUUCUUUUCCUUCCUUUAUUUGGAAUUGUUAUGUUUAUUUGCAUUUAAAAGGGGAGUGAGUUAAGUGUGAAAGUAUUUAUAGUAUUUAAAAGCUUUUUUUUUUCUAAUUUUUAUUUAUUUUUCUUUUUUAAUAUUUGAAACUUUUAAGCUUAUUUGCAUUUAAGCAUGGGUGGGUAAAGAAUGUAUGUGAGUAUUUAUAUAUUUGAAAGAUCUUUUUCCCCUGAUUAUUGAAACAGAAGAAUAUGGGUUGAGAUUUUUAAAUGUAUUUUUAAAUUUAAAUUUUUUUAAUGCUUUUCCUUUCUCCAAAGAGUUACCAUGUAUGUUUGCAUAUAAAUGUGUGUGUGUGACUAUUUUAUUCAUUUUUUUUUUAAUAUCAGUUAUCCAUUUAGAAAAAUUUUUAUAUUUUCUUCUGACAGUGCAAUGAUUGAAUAAAAGAUUUUUCCUCUUCAUUCCUAAUACAUAUUUUUAGUCAGUUUGGCUGCUUCUAUCCUAAACAGCAUUGUUUGAUAAGAAAGACUUUUUGAAAGGAGCAGAAAUGAGAGAAAUCUUAUAUUCUUCCAUUAUUUACUAUUAGUAGUUAUUAUUUCUGUAGUCUUUAGAGGUUGUAACACCUUAGUGGAUCUGGUGUGCCUCUCACCUCAUGAAUAAUGAGUUCGGAUUUCAUCAUAAGCUUUGUACUGUCCUUAGGAAAAGUGCUUCGUGCUUGUUUGUCUUGGUCUGGCAAAAAAGGAUGGGUGUCACCAGGUUGCAAAAAAGCUCUAGACAAAAACAGCUCUGGCCAGCUGUUGCAAUAAUCCUAACUUGUUUAGGAAUGGUAUUUUGUCUUUUUUAUUUUUGUUUGUUGUUAUUGAUAGCUCACGAGUUGUACAGUCUGUUUGGAACCAGAGAUUUCUCAUUCUUACCAAAUGGAGACACAGUGCCUACCAGAUAAAUAGCAAACAAGCAUGGAGGUGACUUUUUUUUUUAUGGGCAGGCAUACUAACUCUAACAGUCCACUAUAAAAACAAUUUUUUUUUCUAUCUUUAUGGCUUGGGUGGGAGAAUGAAUGAAUUUAUGAUACAUGGGUUCGAUAUCUUCAACAUCACAACCACUAUCAUUGUCAUUUUCAUUAUCAUCAUCAUAAUCAUCGUCAUCAUCAUUCUCAUCAUCCUCAUUGGUAAUUAGCCUUCAACAUGUGCUGGACUUAAAUUGUAGGUGGGCUUCUCUAUGAACCUAAAACUAUAUCUUUUGCCAGAGUUGGUCAACAUCAGUUUUAAUAAAAAAAAAAUUUGAAAAUUGAAAUCUAAUAAACUCAGCUUUAAUUGAAUCUAAGGACUCCAUUUCAUUUCAAAUUCAAUGUGGAGUCGCUAUUGACUUUGCAAAUUUAUAUUUUUAUUUUAUUAUUAAUAUCUCCCAUUUUCCAUUAAUACAUUAUCAUUUCCCAACUAAUUUUUAACCCCCAGGAACCAAUUAUAUAUUUUUUUCUUCUCUACUCCACCUCCAUACUGCCUCGACUCUUGUAAAAACAAACAAAAAAUAUUUCCACAAUAAUAAAGUUAAUUAAAAAAAAAACUGUGCUUCCUGAUACAAAA